GGCGUCGGGGCUGCUUGGGAUGCACAGAAGAGUGAGGCAGGAUGGAUGUGUACGACCCUCAGACACUGGGUGUUAUGGUCUUUGGAGGCUUCAUGGUGAUCUCAGCUAUCGGCAUCUUCCUGGUGUCCACCUUCUCCAUGAAGGAGACAUCCUAUGAGGAAGCCUUGGCCAAGCAACGCAAGGAACUUGAGAAGACCCAGCAGCAGAAAUUAGAGAAAAAGAAGAAAGAGAAACUGAUUGAGAAAAAAGGAAAAGCAAAGAAAAAGGAAGAGAAACCAAAUGGAAAGAUCCCAGAGCAGCAGCUUACUCAGGAAGUGAUGGACCCUCCCAAGGAGGUGGUUCUUGAGGCUGCUGUGGUGCCUGAGCCUGUAACAGUCGAAACUCCAAUUGCAGCAAUGGCAGUUAUCCCCCAGGAAAAGGAGAAGCCUGUUCCAUCACCCAAGGAGAAGAGGAAGAAGGAGAAGAAGGUGGCCAAGGUAGAGCCUGCUCCUAGCCCGGUGUUGGCUCCACGCCCCGUCAGCAUCCCCAAAAGCUCUCCUGUCCAGGAGGUGGCCCCUAAGGAGGUGCCUGUUGUGGCAGUGCCCCCAGUUGGCACUCAGCAAAGUGCUCCAGUCAUCAGCUCUGUUGCUGUCAGGAAAACCGAGGCUCUUCCUGCCCAGGAGGAUAAGAAACAUGAUGGACCUGCCAAGAAAAAGGCUUCAUCCAAGAAAAAGAGUGAGCCAGCACCUACGGAUUCAGAUGGGGCCCUGUACCUGCCCUACAAGACACUUGUGUCCACAGUCAGCAGCAUGGUGUUCAGUGAGGGGGAGGCCCAGCAGCUCAUCGAGAUCCUGACAGAGAAAGCAGGAAUCAUCCAGGACACCUGGCACAUGGCCACACAGAAGGGUGACCCGGUUGCUGUCCUGAAACGGCAGCUGGAGGAGAAGGAGAAGCAGCUCUCUGCUGAGCAGGAGGAUUCAGCUGCUGCCAGGAACAAAUUGCGGGAGCUGAGCAAGGAGCUGGCAGCUGAGCGGGCCAAGGCAGUGGCCAUGGAGGGCAAGCUGAAGGAGCAGCUGCUGGCCCGCGAGCGGGAGAUCGUGGCGGUGCAGGCACGGAUGCAAGCCAGCUACCAGGACCAUGUCAGCGAGACCCAGCAGCUCCAGGGCAAGAUCCGGACCCUCCAGGAGCAACUGGAGAAUGGCCCCAACACGCAGCUGGCUCGCCUGCAGCAGGAGAACUCCAUCCUGAGGGAUGCUCUCAACCAGGCUACCAGCCAGAUGGAAAGCAAGCAAAAUGCUGAGUUGGCCAAGUUGAGGCAGGAGUGCAGCAAGCUGAUGAAAGAGCUGUCUGAGAAGUCGGAGGUGCUGCAGCAAGAAGAGCAGCAGAGGAAGAGCUGGGAGAUGAAAGCAGCGGCCUCGGAGAAGCGAAUUGAGCAGCUGCAGGCUUACCAACGGGAGGCAGAGGCAGUGCUGCAGAAGAGGCUGGAUGAGGUCAGCGACGAACUCCGCAAAACCCAGAGCAGCUACAAGAGCCUGUUGGCAGAUGCAGAAAAGACCAAAGGGCAGCAGCAGAGCAUUGCUGAACUGCAGGCCAAGGUGCUGAGCUCCGAGGCAGAGGUUAAGAGUAAGCUGCUGGAGUUGGAAAAUGUGAAAGGGCAGCUGCAGGAUGCCAGCUCAGAGAACACAAAGCUUUGGGAGAGGAUCAAGUCCAUCGAAGCUCUGCUGGAGGCAGGGCAGAUGCGGGAGGCAGAAAAAGACAGAGACCUGCAGGCAGCCAAUGAAGCAGCAAUGAAGCAGCUGCAGUCAAGACUCCAGGAGAAGACAGACCAGCUCUCAGCCUUGGAAAGGGAGGCCACACAGCUGCGGGAGGCAGUGGAGCAGCAGAAGGUGAAAAACAAUGACCUUCGGGAAAAGAACUGGAAGGCAGUGGAAGCACUGACCGUGGUGGAGAAGGCGUGUGAGGAAAAACUGCUUGCUGCUACAAAAGCAAAGGAAGAGCUGGCCCAACAGCUGGACUCACUCCAGUCACGAACCAGGAAGACGCUGCUCUCCAUCCUCCCAGGAGUAACCAUGUCCUCACUGCAGGAUUAUGACACGUGGCUACAGGAGUUUAAGGAGAAGGCUGUGGGUGUGCUAAAGCAGCAGAUGAUCACAACAGAGCCAGAUUCAGCUCUUAAAUUAAAAGAGGCAGAGGAAGCGCAAAGCACUUUACAAGCAGAAUGUGAGCAGUACAGAACGAUCCUCGCAGAGACAGAAGGGAUGCUGCGAAACCUACAGAAGAGCGUGGAGGAGGAGGAGCAGGUGUGGAAGGCAAAGCUCACAGCGUCUGAAGAGGAGCUCCAAAAGUCACACCUGCAGCUGAAAUCCCUGGAAGGCAUGGUGGAGAAGUUGAAAGCAGAUCUGCAAAGCACAGAUCAGCUAAAGGAAUACACCUCUCUUCUGGAAACACAACUGGAAAAUCACUUGGAGACAGCCAGCUCUGAGCGCCAGAACUACACAAAAGAAGUUGGAGCUUUGAGGCAGCUCUUGUCAGAAUCCCAGGAGCAGCUGGAGGCAGCAAAGACUGAAACACAGAAGCAAAGCAAGGAGCUGGCCCUGGUAAGGCAGCAGCUGAGUGAGGCAGAGAGCCAUGUACAGGAGGGAGAAGUAGUGGGGUUACAAGCUGAGCCAAGUGAGCCUGCACCCCUCAAGUUGAAAACCCAGCUGGAGCAGAACGAAACGCUGGCAGAGAAGGAGCAAAUGCUGCGGCAAAAGCUGGCGCGGGAGCUGGAGGAGGCCCAGAGCUUAGCACGCAGCUUGCAAGCAGAGCUGGAAGAACUGAGACUGGCUGAACAUGCAGCAGCUUCAGACAAGGAGGAGGCCCAGCAUCUCAAGGGGAAAGAGGACAGUUCAAAGGAAGGGACUUCAGUCUGAUGAGUCUUCACCCUGGACCUUACAUGUAACUUACCAAAAUGCCUUACACAUUCCUAAAAAUAAAAAUUUAUGCUAAAUUUACUGUAGAUAAAAGAUACAAGCCAUUAGUGACCCAAACCACAGUUUUGAAACUUAAAACAUUUUUAAAAAACAAACCAAAAAACCAAACAGUAAACACUGCAGUUUGUAAGAAAAUCUUCACACUGUUUUGUACAACUCUUCGUUUCCUGGGAAGCUGCUGUGGCCACACCAGGCACGUGCUGGGGCUUCACCCUCCUCUUCCAGCAGAGCCCACCAAUGUGUGAAAAGGGAAGAUGGUUUGUACAUCAACCAGUGCAAUUAUAAUUAUAUUUUUUUUCCUUUUUUCCUUUUAUUUUCUUUUUUUUUGAGUGAAAGGAGUGUGAAAGUAAGACCCACCAUGGAAGGAUGCCCUCUUGGAUGGGUGGCACUUGGCAUGUGUAUUUCUGGGUGUUGAUGCAAUUAAAAUGAUGUAGUGAAGAGAGCUUAUCCUUGCUUUAUUUUUCUUGGA
Ficedula albicollis (Collared flycatcher) is the source of this 3420-nucleotide messenger RNA. It is a transcript of the gene RRBP1, whose product is annotated as ribosome binding protein 1. NCBI's taxonomy places the organism in Eukaryota, Metazoa, Chordata, Aves, Passeriformes, Muscicapidae. Gene Ontology annotation, cellular component: endoplasmic reticulum membrane. The transcript is spliced from 23 exons. The record is from RefSeq and is a predicted model, not a curated record. Gene Ontology annotation, biological process: protein transport. Bases 42 to 2891 code for a protein of 949 amino acids.